AUGAUGCUUCCUAAUGAUAAAAAUCUUUGUAAUGCUUCUUUACCUCCUGAUGUACUUAGCAACCUUCCUGAGAAUGUACUUGAUGACAUUCUUAUUCGUAUGCCCUUACGAGAUGCUGUGAGGUCAAGUAUCUUGUCGAAGAAAUGGAGAUAUUAUUGGUGCAGACUUCCUGAGUUAACGCUUGAUCAAACACUUUGGGAUACAACAGAUCAAUCAAUAUGCUUUGUAACUAGGUUAACAGACAUAAUUUACCACCUUUUGGCACUUCACGUCGGACCAAUUACAAAGUUUAUCCUCUCUGAUAUUGCUAAUCUUGGAAAUUACUCUAAAAUUGAUAACCUUGUAUUGUUCCUCUCUAAAAAUGGUAUUCAACAUCUUGUUCUUCAGUUCCCGAAGCAUAAACCAUACAAAUUGCCUUCUUCAUUUUUCACAUGUUCACGAAUGAGUCAUCUGAGUCUCCAUCAUUGUUCAAUUCAGCCUUUAUCUACCUUCACAGGAUUUAGUGAGUUAGUUAAACUUGAACUGUGUGAAGUCACAAUUUCCUCUGAAAUGCUUGGAAGUUUAAUCUCUCAUAGCCAGUUGCUCGAGAAGUUGGUACUGCAAAUCUCAAGUAUUUUAGACCACAUUCAAAUUGAUGCUCCAAAGUUGAAAUCCUUUGAUUUCACAGGCAACAUAGAGUUAAUAUCGUUAAAGAAAGUACCCUUUCUUUUGGAACUUUCACUUUUUAAUACAGUAGCACCAUCUCCGGAGAUAGGACAACAUGAUUUUACCAAGUAUUUUGAAUCUUUUCCUAAUCUUGAGCAUCUCCACUUGGAUUAUCUUAGUCUCCAGUUAUUGGCUGCAGGAUCAUAUGACAUAGCAGCAAAGCUUUCCUCUCCUCUCAAUGGUCUUAAAUGUCUUUGCUUAUCCGACAUUUGUUUGGAUGAAUUAGCUGAGCUUUCGCCUGCUCUUUGCUUGAUAAGAAGCUCCCCAUAUUUGCAGGAUAUUCAAAUAAAGAUUGAUAAUGUGGAGUUGCUACCUGUGCCCGAUGAUGUUGUUAAUGAAAUUCCUUCAAGUUUCUCAGAUGUGACAUUGCGUCACCUCAGGUCUGUUAAGUUUGAAGGUAUUACAGGCAAAAGGCCUGAAAUGGAGCUUGUCAAGCUUCUGUUAGCUAAGUCUCCGAUGCUUGUGAGAAUGCAAAUCCAGCCAGACAUAGAAAAUGGAUCUGUUGAAACAAGACUGAAGGUACUUACAGAGAUAACAAAGUUUCCGAGGGCAUCACCUAAAGCACAAGUUGACUAUAACAGUGGUGUUUGA
Solanum pennellii is the source of this 1296-nucleotide messenger RNA. Its product is annotated as F-box/FBD/LRR-repeat protein At1g13570-like. The transcript has 3 exons. Gene Ontology annotation, molecular function: protein binding. NCBI's taxonomy places the organism in Eukaryota, Viridiplantae, Streptophyta, Magnoliopsida, Solanales, Solanaceae. The coding region runs from base 1 to 1296 and encodes 431 amino acids. The record is from RefSeq and is a predicted model, not a curated record.